Molecule: messenger RNA, 1696 nt
Organism: Onthophagus taurus
Lineage: Eukaryota; Metazoa; Arthropoda; Insecta; Coleoptera; Scarabaeidae
Product: apyrase-like
Biological process (GO): AMP catabolic process
Cellular component (GO): plasma membrane
Molecular function (GO): metal ion binding; nucleotide binding; 5'-nucleotidase activity
Source: RefSeq, a predicted model, not a curated record
AUGAUUUUUUUUAAAUUAAUUUUAACGCAAAUUUUAAUUCACCUAGCGUUUGGUGAUGUAAACUUUACGAUUCUUCAUAUAAACGAUUUACACGCUCAUUUCGACGAGUUGAACGAGGGUGGAAAAGUGUUUGGAGGAGUCUCUAGGAUUUCGCAUUUAGUAAAUGAAUUUAGAAAGGAUGCUGAUUUAAAAAAAUCGCCGCCCGUUUUUUUCUUAAUUGCGGGCGAUGUAUUCUUUGGGACUGUUUGGUUUUCGCUACGUCGAUGGAAAAUUGUAUCGGAUUAUGUGAAUCUUUUAGAACCGGAUGCAAUGUGUUUGGGCAAUCACGAAUUCGACGAUUCGCUCAAAAACUUAACGAAAUUCAUAAAAUCUUCAAAUUACCCAUGCCUAUCUUGCAACACCGACUUCGUAACCGAACCAGAAUUAAAUAACCUCGUAAAACCUUCGAUUACAUUCAAAAUAGGAUCGUUCAAAAUAGGAAUAAUCGGCGUUCUAACAACCGAUACGUUACAAGCCGCAAAUUGCGAAGGAACCGUAAUAAACGACGAAAUCGAAUCGAUCAAAACUGAAGCUCAACAAUUAAAAGAAUCGGGCGUUAAUGUAAUCGUCGUUUUAAGCCACGUGGGAUAUGAAGAUGAUUUAAAAAUAGCCGAAGAAAUUGAGGAUGUUGAUAUCGUCGUGGGUGGGCAUACAGAUACGUUUUUAUGGACCGGAAAACAACCGGAUUUGGAAUCGCCCGUUGAUGAUUACCCAAAAGAGGUUAUUCAAAAAUCGGGAAAAACGGUUCUUGUAGUUCAAGCUUACGCUUACGGAAAAUAUUUAGGGGUGCUUAAUUUAACAUUUAGCGAUAAUGGGAAUUUACUAAAUUAUUCCGGAAACCCGAUUUUAUUAUCAGAAAAUUUUCCGAAAAAUUUAAACAUUGAAAAACUCGUUAAAACUCACCGAAAAGAAAUCGAAAAAGAAACAAAAACGGUUAUUGGCGAAUCAAAAACUCAUUUAAGCCGACAUUCAUGUCGUUACACCGAAUGUUACCUAGGUAAUUUAUUAACAAAUUCUUUUAUCGACUACAUAAACGACGAAGAACCAAAUUUGCCGUAUUGGGCGAAUUGCUCGAUCGCUUUCGCUAAUUCGGGAUCGAUCCGAAAAAGCAUUGACAUCGGAAACGUUACAGUCGAUGACGUUUUUCAAGCUUUCCCUUAUUUCGGACCGUUAGUUACCGUAGAAAUAACCGGAGAAACUCUUUUAAAAGUUUUAGAAGUAAGCGUGAGCGAAAACGCGGACGAAAAUUAUUUUAACGGCAGAUUUUUACAACUUUCCGGUUUGACCGUCACGUAUGAUAGAAGUAAAAACGUGGGAAAUCGAAUUUUACGCGUUCAGGUUCGGUGUCAAAAAUGCGAAGCGCCCCAAUACGAACCGAUUAGAUUGAACGAAAAUUAUAGGAUUAUUACCACUUCGUUUUUAAGCACCGGAGGUGAUGGGCAACAAGAUUUAAAUAAGAAUAAGAAAAAUCUUCAAAGAUACGAUAUCGCCGAUACGACUUCAGUUGUAAGGUAUUUUAGAAAAUAUAAAAUUAUUGAUUUGGAGGUGGAGGAACAAAUCGAGAUGAAAAAGUAUGAGUCGUGUGGUUUGAGAAUUAUUUUGGAUGAAAAACUUUUUUUUGUAUGUUUAUUUUUCAUUAUUAAAGAUUAAACUAGUA